AUGGCCUACCUGGCUCACACGGCUCACGCCCAGCUCGCCGCCCUGUGGGCGGCCUGCGUGGGCUGGAUCCUGAUCUCCGUGGCCCUGGGACUCAUCCAGUGGCGGGUGUGGCUGCUGGCCGACCGGGACGUGGUCAGCUCGGGCGUGGCGUGGGUCGGGCUGUGGAGGGCUUGCUUCAACAGCCACACCGUGGUGAGCCCGGGAUUCCAGGCGAUGCACUGCAAGUACAUCGACCCGACGGAGGCCUUCGCGCCCCCAGAGAUCGUCGCAGGUCAAGUUCUCAUGCUGCUGUCUGUGCUGGUUGGGAUCUGCGGGAACGCCGGGGGGCUCUAUUCGAUGAGGAACGUGUACUUCGGGGUGGAGAGGGGCUCGGUGGGCUUCAUCGCCACAGGCGCGCUGUGUCUGCUGGCCGCCGUCAUGUCGCUCGUGCCUCUGGUGUGGAAUCUGACCUCGGUGGUGACCAACCAGACCAUCCAGUUCCCCCCGGACUUCAAACUGCCCCCGGCCCCGGCUGCGCAGUACGUGGGCUGCGGCAUCGGAGUCGGGAUGGUGGGAGCGGCUCUCAUGGUCGUCUCUGGGAUGGUCUUCUGCAGAUACAAGGCUCCGGCGCGGGCCAAACCCGGGACGCCGUGCUCUCUGGUUCCUGCCAGCAGGCCGGCGCCGACAGGCCUUUUCACGGUCCUCAAGGGGAAGGACAACCCAGUGUUCGAAUUACACGAACACCUGUGA
Molecule: messenger RNA, 729 nt
Organism: Salarias fasciatus (jewelled blenny)
Lineage: Eukaryota; Metazoa; Chordata; Actinopteri; Blenniiformes; Blenniidae
Product: claudin-34-like
Exons: 1
Coding region: 1-729 (242 amino acids)
Cellular component (GO): bicellular tight junction; membrane
Molecular function (GO): structural molecule activity
Source: RefSeq, a predicted model, not a curated record